Messenger RNA from Physcomitrium patens, 3442 nucleotides. RefSeq lists its product as uncharacterized. Gene Ontology annotation, biological process: intracellular monoatomic cation homeostasis. NCBI's taxonomy places the organism in Eukaryota, Viridiplantae, Streptophyta, Bryopsida, Funariales, Funariaceae. Gene Ontology annotation, molecular function: calcium ion binding; ribosome binding. The record is from RefSeq and is a predicted model, not a curated record. Gene Ontology annotation, cellular component: mitochondrial inner membrane.
UCCAUCUCCUUUUCCUCACCUAGGGUUUCGUAUCCAAAUCACACUCUCUCUGGCACGAUUUCAAUCGCCAGUCGCACUGCAUUCUCCGUGGGGUGUGAGCACCGGAAUAACUCCGCGUCCAUAAUUGGAUUGUGUGGCCGCACUCGGGAAAACGUGAUUGUGUUUCGGGGCAACCUGUUUCAAAAUAGCUUUCAUAAUCUGGAGGGGACUCAAGUGUUGUACCGUGGUGCACAGGGGUUUUACACACCGCUGCCGAAUUUUCAUGACGUGUUUCGGAGCGACGUCGGGAAGAGCCUGGUUCGUGGAGUAGUGAGAGUACGUGGGGGAGUAGUGAGGGCGUGUGUCCUUGGAAAGGGGGUCGAGUUCGUUGCAUUUUCGAAGUCCAGUGAGGGAUUGGGGGUGUAGGCUGAGUUUGUAAGAGCUGAGAAACUCGUUGUGUGGUGUGGUGUGGAGGAGAGGGAGGGAGGGACCCUGGGUGCGAAGAUUGCGAGGGUGCUCUGAGUGGUGUUGGUUAGGGUUAAGCAGCGGGUGGGAAGAAAAUGGUGGGUGAGAGAUUGCGCGUGGUGGAUUGAUGGAACGCGUAUGGGCUGAGAUUUAGAGUUUACGUUGUAGUUGUGAUUUUUGUGCGGGUAGCGGUUUUGAGGAUUCUGCGAAUUUUGAGAGAUUUGCAUUGCUUGACGCUCAUGCAAUUGCUGAGAAUCGUAGCCGAUUAGAGGGGUAAAAUGGGGUCCAGGCUACUAGGGAUUCCGCGUCGGAGAGUUCUGCAGCUCGUGGAGACUGCGGAGACACUGCUGAAGCCGCAUCAACCGAGUGCCGCCUCGGAGCCUUUUUUAGGGCCGUGUCGAUCGUCACAUCUUAGACGAUACACGCAUCAGUCGCAUUCGGGAAAUUUGCCCACUGUCUUAGACCGUAUUGUGCCUCGCAAUGAAGUAGAUCGCACUGGCUUGGCGGCGAAUGUGAAAGGUUCUAGCAUUGAUGUGUCCGGGAGGUCAUUAUAUGUCCAGGACGGUACCAUUUGGAAGCAUGGCAAUGUCUCUGGGAGCACUUUGAGGGUCUGGGGUCAAGGUCCUGAGGGGAAGAGAUGGCUAGCUACGUACACGCGCAUGAUGGAGGAGGCAGCCAGAGCUUCGAAUGCUGCCACUGCAGUGCGGUAUGAUGAGGAGGAAGAGGUUCAGAGUCCUAAGAAAAGUGAGAAAGAUCCAUCACCAGAGGACUGUGAUGUCGCAGUCGAGGAUCUCAGCUCUGUGAAGGCAAAGCACAAGCAGUCGCAGGAAGCUCCUAAAACAAUUGAAUCUGCCAAGAAGCCUGGUGACGGAUGGAUGGUCAAAGUCCGCAAUGUAAUCUUUGGAAUCGGUCCGGCGAUCCGAGCGAUCGCUGCCAUGAGCAGUCAAGACUGGGCAAACAAGAUAUCAGGAUGGAAGAAAGCAUUCUGGGUUGAACUACAACAUUAUUGGAUUGGAACAAAAUUGCUGUGGGCUGACGUGAAAAUCUGCUCACGGUUGCUACUCAAGCUGGCUGGUGGCAAGAGCUUGUCCCGACGAGAACGAAGCCAAUUGACUCGCACCACCGCAGAUAUCUUCAGACUUGUACCAUUUGCAGUGUUCAUAAUCGUUCCUUUUAUGGAGUUUCUGUUACCCGUAGCACUCAAACUGUUUCCAAACAUGUUGCCAUCCACCUUCCAAGAUAAAAUGAAGGAGCAGGAACAACUUAAGAAAAGACUGAACGCCAGGAUUCAGUACGCCAAGUUCUUACAAGACACUGUUGGGGAGAUGGCUAAGGAGCUUAAAACUUCCCGGAGUGGUGACCUCCGCAGAAAAGCAGAUGAUUUGGACGAUUUUAUUCACAAGGUGAGGACAGGAGGACAAGUAAAGAAUGAUGACAUCUUAUCAUUUGCAAAGCUGUUCAAUGAUGAGUUGACAUUGGACAAUAUCAGCAGACCAAGGCUAGUGAGUAUGUGUAAGCUUAUGAACAUUCAACCUUAUGGCACGGAUGCUUAUCUUCGAUACAGCCUUCGAACCAAAUUGCAAUGGAUCAAGGAAGAUGAUAGGAUGAUACAGAAUGAGGGUGUGAAUUCGCUUUCUGAGUCAGAGCUCCGGCAAGCUUGCAGAGAACGUGGUAUGCUUGGGUUGAGAUCUGUGGAGGACAUGCGCAAACAGCUGAAUGAUUGGUUGGAUUUAUCAUUAAAUCACUCUCUUCCUUCUUCCCUUCUCAUUCUUUCCAGGUCAUUCUUUGUCGCUGGCAGGAGUGCGGAAGACGCAGUGCAAGCCACACUGUCGUCACUACCUGAUGAGGUCAUCGACUCAGUUGGAGAAAAGACUGAUCCUGGUGAAGAGGCGCUAGCAGAGCGCAGGCGCAAGCUGGAGUUCUUGCAAGCAGAAGAGGAGCUUAUUAAGGCUGAGGAAGAGAAAGAGAAAGUUGAUGUGGACCAGAAUGAAAAACGAGAGAAAAUCGCAGAUGGUAGUGAUGAGAAGGACAAUUCUCUCCGUGAGAUGAUGCUCGCCACUGCUCGUGAAGCUCAGCAGCUUGCGAAAACGAAAACUUCGGACAAACGGGAGGAGCUUUGCAAGCUUAGUGGCGCCCUAGCUGUACUAGCAUCAGCCUCGUCUGUCAGCAAAGAACGAGGGGAAUUCCUGAGACUUGUGAAGAAUGAGAUUGAGCUCUACAACCAGAUGGUUGAGAAGGAAGGUACAGAUGGUGAAGAAGAGGCACGCAAGGCAUUUUACCAUGCUGCACGGCCCACACAAAACCAUGAAGAAGAAGAUCCAAAGUCUCCUGCAGACCAUGUCUCUUCUGCUUUAAUUGAAAGGGUGGAUGCUAUGCUUCACAAGCUCGAGAAAGAACUGGAUGAUGUUGAUUUGAAGAUCGGUGAUCGUUGGAGAAUAUUAGACAGAGACUAUGAUGGGAAGGUUACACCGGAGGAGGUGGCUGCAGCAGCUGCGUUUUUGAAGGACAGUCUCGAUAAGGAGUCCGUGCAUGAACUUAUAGCCAAUUUGGCGAAGGAUGCAGAGGGUAAGAUUUUAGUGGAAGACAUAGUCAAGCUUGGGACGGCAUCAGAGGUUAUAGAUGGGGAUCUUGACGUAGACAUAAUACAUGAUUCUAAGGUCCUGAAGGAAUGAUAUAUUCAGAGAUUAGCUAUUAUUGUUUUCAAUUAGUUACGGAAAUCUUUGUAUAGUCGACGGUGGAGUUAUUGUCAGACUUCCGUCGAAAUUGAGAUGCAAGUUUGUUGAUAGAUGGUUGUAAACCACGUGGAGUACAAGUCAGAGCCUACUGGUCCUUUGCACAGAAAAAAGAUUCUACUUUUGCACAGAAAAAAGAUUCUACUCUAUGGCUCCUCUACAUAGUUGAAUGAUACGCAAGAAACCCUCCACGAGUUCCACAUGUUGAGAGACGUUUGUAAGUGAUUUAUUCGCUAAAUGGCAUAUCAAUUGGUGAACUUAUUGCA